CUCAAAGAGCCCCCAGCAGUCCCCAAGGGCUUCGAGGAAUACUCAGAGAUUACCGACCACAUCCCCGACGAGCUCGACCUCGACAACCUCAUCCAGUCGUUCCCUCCUACCACCGACUUCUCCGUCCCUCUCAUCUCCCAGUUCGCCCCUGGCCCCGAGGACCAGCUGGACUUCAGCCACAUGUCGAUGCGAGCCAGCGAACAGGCGUCGGCAAGCAAGCAAGCACGUAGAUUGCCGCUCUUGGAGUCUUGUUGUGUUGCGACUUGACUCGAGAAUUUACAGCUGCAGGGAUGAAGAGCGGAGAGAGCGCGGAGGCAGCAGCGGGCAGGACCAUCUCUCCAGGAGCAUACGAGGGGCAGUACACAGGAAGCGACGAGGAGGUGGCCCGAGCGUGGAUCAGCGAGGUGACGGGGGAGAAGCUGGAAGGGCCCCUACAAGAAUGUCUCAAGUCAGGAGUCGUCCUGUGCAAACUUGUAAAUAGGAUCAAGAGCAACUCAAUCCUCCGCAUCAACACAGGCCCGAUGCCCUUCCCGCAGCGAGAGAACGUCAACGCCUUCUGCGAGGCAGCGAGAUCGAUGGGAGUUCCCGAUAAGGACAAUUUCACUACUGCUGAUCUCUUCGACAACCGAAACUUCAAACAGGUUCUCGUCUGCAUCUUCAGCUUCGGUCGGCAGUGCUACUUCGCCCCAGGAUGGAACGGACCUUGUCUCGGCCGGCCGGAGAUGGCGAAGCUGGGACCGUCGAGGUCGUUUGGGAGGAAUGACAGCAAGUAACAAAGUAGGAAGAGACUAGCUGG
Messenger RNA from Guillardia theta CCMP2712, 796 nucleotides. RefSeq lists its product as hypothetical. The record is from RefSeq and is a predicted model, not a curated record. Gene Ontology annotation, biological process: actomyosin structure organization. Gene Ontology annotation, molecular function: actin binding. The transcript is spliced from 4 exons. The coding region runs from base 291 to 773 and encodes 160 amino acids. Lineage: Eukaryota; Cryptophyceae; Pyrenomonadales; Geminigeraceae.